UACUGGCCCGCCCUUUCCUCCAGAAUAAUUCGACCCAUCCCAUCAAUUUCAUCCCCAAGCCAAAAAAUCAACCCGCCCCGGGCCACCCACCCGUUUUCACAGACACAUAAUCUGAAACUGCUGAACAACAAAGAAAGAAAACACACACACACACACACACAGUAGUUUUGCAGCAGCAUUCUCUCUGUUAAAUGAAUCAGACUCUUUCUUCUCCCUUGUAAUCUGUCAUAUCGGCUUGAACCCAAAAAAAAAGAGUGCAUAUAAUCUGAACAUCGCCGGCCAGCUCACCCACGCCGCCACUGUAAGCUCUGACCUCAAAAAGCACACCCAACUCCCCCAACCACUAUUAAAUUAGUCUGUUCCCACUACAAAACAAAGCCAAAAACAAAAAAGAAUAUUUUGAUAACCCCCUCCUUGCCCAGCUUUUGUUCAGUCCCUUCACGCAGGGCUCUUCAGAUACAAACAAAGUGCGUAAUAUGCGUCUUUUUGUUACUUAUACUGCUAAUUGGAGUGAAUUACUCUCUUUUUCCGGGUGAUUAGAAUAAUCCUUGUUGCAUGACGGAUGCUCUGUGUAACGGCUGCUUUAAGAGGACAACGACCGACGACGACGUCAUUGACGGUGCCUGUUUUGACUUGUUAAUUCUGGGGGAAAGGGGAAUUUUGAAAAUGUUGAGGUGAUAUUCUCGGUAGGGAAACGGAAGGAAAAGAUGGCAGGAGAGUUACCGGCGGAUACUGUGGCCAGGACUUUCCGAUCGCUGGUGGAGAAAGCCGAGAAGAAGUUCGCGCGUGUGAGGGACGCGCCGUCGUACGCACGUGCGCCGUACGCUCAUUACUUCCACAGCGUGUUCAAGUCGUACAUGACGCUUUGGAAAUACCAGCAGGAGAACCGGGCGAAGCUGACGAGUUCGGGGCUGAAGAGGUGGGAGAUCGGGGAGAUCGCUUCCAGGAUCGGGCAGCUGUAUUUCAGCCAGUACAUGAGAACCAGUGAGGCCAGGUAUUUGAUUGAGGCGUACGUGUUUUACGAGGCGAUUUUGCAUCGGAAAUACUUCGAUGAAGGCUCCAAGAAGGACAAAGGAGUUCGGUUUAAGGAGCUGAGGUUUUACGCCAGGUUUCUGCUGGUUUCUUUGAUUCUGAACCGGUCGGAGAUGGUUAAAUUGCUCGUUGAUAAGUUUAAAGCUCUUGUUGAUGACAGUAAAUCUACCUUUCCGGAUAGUACCAAUUUCAAGGAAUGGAAGCUCGUGUUGCAAGAGAUCCUUCGUUUUACCAAAGCUGAUUCGGCCUUCUUGAUUGUCCGACCUUUGCGACUCUGUGCAAUAUUUGAUUCAUUUCCAUCCUCUCUUCCGUAUGUUGCCCGUUUCCAUGCCAAGAAAGUUCUGAAAUUUCGAGAUGCUCUACUUGCAAGUUAUCACAAAAAUGAGGUCAAAUUUGCAGAACUAACUUUGGACACUUUUAGAAUGCUUCAAUGUUUGGAAUGGGAACCCAGUGGAUCAUUCUAUCAAAAGAGUGAAUUGGUGGAAUCACGAGAGAAUGGUGCUAUGGCUGAUCAUUCUGCUGCGUCUGGACUCAUUGAUAUAAACUUGGCAGCUGAUUUUACAGAUCCAUCAUUGCCACCAAAUCCUAGGAAAUAUGUUCUCCAUCGUCCUUCAGCCACGCAGUUACUAGCUGUUAUUGCUACUAUCUGUGAAGAGCUACCUAUGGACAGCGUGAUGCUACUGUAUCUGUCAGCAAAUGCACAAGGUAGUUUUUCGCCAGUCGCAAACACCGUAAAUGCCAGGAGAUCUUCAAAGACUAGUCACAGUUACCAUGAAAACAAUAACCAUUCGCGUGACAACCAUGUAAAUGGCACUAGUGACUCAAGUGAUCUUUUUGCAAAUGGUUUGUGGCUGGGUCCUGGUAGAGAUGGAGGACCAAAUACCAUAUAUCCUGGUGAUCUAAUUCCUUUUACCAGACGACCUGUUUUCUUGAUUGUAGAUAGUGACAACAGCUAUGCAUUCAAGGGUUUACAUGGGGCAGAAAGAGGUGAAAUGGCUGCUUUACUUCUUUCUCCAUUGAGGCCAUCAUUUAAGAAUCCAACUGAAGCUGAUUUUUCACACAGUGGAAGCCAGUUUACCUUGUUCUUAACUGCUCCUUUACAGGCUUUUUGCCAGUUGGUUGGCCUUGUGUUCUCUGACGACGAUAUGGAUGUCUUUGGAGAUGCUGACAGCAUCAUCUCUGAUGCAUUCUCGGAAUGGGAGAAAAUUCUCUGUACGACUAGUAGCCUACAUCUAGUGUGGGCUCAAGUUCUUUCUGAUCAUUUUCUUCGGCGGCUAAUACUUCGGUUCAUUUUCUGCAGGGCUGUGCUUACUUUGUUUUGUAUACGUGAAAGCAGCGACCAGUAUCUGCCUGUUUGCUUGCCUGAAUUUCCCAAGUCUCUUUCGCCAACUUCUGAACUUGUGUCUUCUCCUGUCUUCCGACUUGCAAAUCACCUCAAGGUUGAGAAGUGUUUUCACUCGCGCGGUACAAAUUAAGAGCUCAGCUUUGUGAAUCCAGCAACAUGCCAGGGGUCCAGUGUUCCAUAUUAAGGGCAACAAAAGUCAAAAGGCCCCCACUACAUCCCCGGAAAGAGCUAGUGAUUUCAGUAAACAUGUCCCGGCUUGUACAAACAUGGUACGACUGAUAGAGAUCGAACAAUACGAGAUUGCUAUUGUUUGUUGAAAAUUUAAAGAAAUACAUCUGCAGAUCAGGGGUGCAAAAUUUCUUGGGGGAUUCUUUGAUGGAUUUGCCUUUUAUAGCAGUAGUGAUGGUUUUAGCGUAGUGGUACAGUCCUGAGUAUAUAUAUACUUGUCAGAGAGUUCUUUUGCUUACACGGUUUGUAAAGUUGUAGCAAGCAGAAAUUUUUAGGUUUUUAUUCUUGUUUAUCUUAAAAAAGUUAAAUUCUUUCAGAUUCCUUUAUACUCGCCUCUGAUUUGUAGUAGGUACAAUUUGAGUUCUCUCAGGAGGAAUACACUAUCAAUGGUUGUGAAUGGUGUAAUUUGCUUUGUAAUACCUUGGAACUUCCUUUGUUCCUUUCUCCACCCCAUAUUUUUCAUUGGCUAUUUAAUUAUUUUUGUCCAAGUGAUUUCCUUUCUCCCAGAUUUGUUUCACUGGACUCUUGGAUACACCAUUCCAUUGGAUUUUGUCA
Oldenlandia corymbosa var. corymbosa is the source of this 3160-nucleotide messenger RNA. Lineage: Eukaryota; Viridiplantae; Streptophyta; Magnoliopsida; Gentianales; Rubiaceae. The record is from the annotation of a GenBank genome assembly.